Messenger RNA from Alternaria ethzedia, 885 nucleotides. RefSeq lists its product as uncharacterized. Gene Ontology annotation, molecular function: peroxidase activity; heme binding. The record is from RefSeq and is a predicted model, not a curated record. NCBI's taxonomy places the organism in Eukaryota, Fungi, Ascomycota, Dothideomycetes, Pleosporales, Pleosporaceae. Gene Ontology annotation, biological process: response to oxidative stress. Bases 1 to 885 code for a protein of 294 amino acids. The transcript has 2 exons.
AUGCGUUACUCCGCCAUCACCCUUGCUGCCCUUACGGCGACAUCUUCUUCGGCCUUCUCCCUAUGGCCUCGCCAAAGCUCUAGCUGUCCUUCCGUCUGGACUGCCGUCGCCACCGAGCUUCAAGCCGACUUUGCUGGCUGUGGCGCGGAUGCUCACCAAGCCCUCCGUGCCCCCUUCCACGACUGCAUCAACAAUGGCUGUGACGGCAGUCUCGUUCUCACAGACGAGUGUGGAAGAUCAGAGAACGCCGGUCUCUCCGCUAUCUGCACAAAGCUCAAGGACUGGAGCGACAAGUACCAAGUCAGCGCAGCAGACAUGAUCCAAUUCGCCGGCGCACAAGCAAUCGCUGCGUGCCCGCUCGGCCCCAGAGUGCAAGCGCUGGUUGGCCGCAAGGACAGCUCAAACGCCGCGCCUGUCGGAAGUGUACCCAGCAGCCGUGGCACCCUCGAGAGCAUCUUGGGAGCCUUCGCUGCGAAGGGCUUCUCAUCCGAUGAUGUCGUUGCCCUCAUGGGUGCGCAUAGUGUGGCAGUCCAGUUCCACGACGACCCAUCGCAAGCCGGAAAGGGUCUUGACUCGACACCUUUCAGAUACGACAACACCUUCUACCAAGAGACCAAGGACCGCAAGGCACCAUACAGUCUCCAAAGCGAUCUUCUCAUGUCAAACUCUUCAGAGACAGCCACCACAUGGUCUAAUUUUGCCGAAGACGCGAACAGCUGGUCCACCGCUUUCACUAGUGCAUGGGAUCGGUUCGCUGUCAUCGGAAGCGACGCCAGCAAGCUCCAGGAUUGCUCAAGCUUGGUUCCCAAUGGUUUUGUGACCACCAAGAGGCAGGCGUUCAACAUGGCGUUCACCAAGAAGAUGAGCGCAAAGUUCAGGUUGUAG